Ixodes scapularis (black-legged tick) is the source of this 1548-nucleotide messenger RNA. RefSeq names its product BTB/POZ domain-containing protein 2. The transcript is spliced from 3 exons. Lineage: Eukaryota; Metazoa; Arthropoda; Arachnida; Ixodida; Ixodidae. Gene Ontology annotation, cellular component: cytosol. The coding region runs from base 1 to 1548 and encodes 515 amino acids. Gene Ontology annotation, biological process: neurogenesis. Gene Ontology annotation, molecular function: protein binding. The record is from RefSeq and is a predicted model, not a curated record.
AUGAUCAACAUCAAUCGGAAGAAAUUCAUAGCAUUUCAGCGUUCCAAUACAGUAUCAAUUUAUGAUCGAGUGGCUUGCGCGCUUUGCGCGCUAGCAACUAAUGCCCGAAUCUGGCUUCGUCUGAACGGCCCAGGGUGCAGCGAGCUGGCGCACGCAAGCAGCAACCCCCAGGCCGGCGGCGGCGGCGGCCGCAGCCGCGCCGAUCCGGGCGCAGGCACGGAUGCCGAUGGCGAGAAAGUGCUGCAGCGCACGUCGUCGCUGCUGCAGAACAAGGCCUUCACAGACGUCACCUUCAUCGUGGGCCCGCCGUCGGCCUCCAAAAAGUACGUGGGCCACCGCGUGCUGCUCGCCAUGACAAGCCCGGUCUUCGAGGCCAUGUUCUACGGGGACAUGGCGGACAAGUCCAAGGUCAUCCGGAUCGCGGAUAUAGCCCCCAUCGGCUUCGAAAACUUGCUCAGGUACGCAUACACGGACAACCUCAAACUUCAGACUGUGGACGACGCCAUGCUGACCGCGUACGCCGCAAAAAAAUACAUCCUGCCACAUCUUCUACGAGACUGCUUCGCCUUCAUCGAGAAGCACGUCACCCCGCAGACGGUCUGUCAGGUGUUCGAGUUCGCCCAAGUCAUGGAGGCCUUCCCGCUCGUCCACCAGUGCCUCAACAUCGUGGACCGGCAGACUUACCACGUCCUCACUUCGCCAAACUUCCCCAACGUGGCCCUGCACACGCUGGAGACCAUCGUGCGGAGAAAGUACCUAAACCUUUACUCCGAGUACGCCCUCUACUCGGCCGUGGUUCAGUGGGGACAAGAAGAAUGUUCGCGGAGGAACCUCGAGAAGGACAUGGACAACGUGCGUGGCGUCAUCGAGUCCGUCCUGCCACUCGUCCGCUUCCUCGCCAUGAGCCCCGAAGAGUUCUGCAAGGGACCGGCGAAGAGUGGACUCCUUUCAAAGGAAGAAUGCUUCUCGGUCUUCAUGAACAUGGCCAUUCCGGGCAUUGUGCCUCUUCCCAAGGGGGUCAGCAUGGAAGGCGCCAAGAGGACAUCCCCGCCGGAGUAUUUUGUGGCACGUCGCUACCAGGCGGUGUCCUUCCACGCGCCAUCCAGGCCUCUGCGGCUUUUCGGACUCAAGUUUACGGUUCCAACUCGGGACGUCUUCCUGGUAGGCAUCGGGUUUCCCGUCCGACAAGAUCUGGGCUCGUACAGCGUGCGCCAACCCAAGUUCGAAGGUCAGUUGCGCUGCAGCUAUCGAGUGCAGGAAGACCGUAAGGAGCGAGACGAACUGGAUAUUUCGUUCACGCUCGCCAAGGACAAAGACGUUCGUAUCAAGUUUAAGAAACCCAUCUUUGUGAGGAAGGGUCUGGAGUACGAGCUAGAGCUCCAACUGAGCGCGCUCAUGAGCGACGACGUGAUUGUGCCUUCGCUCAAGAACCGUAAGAAAGAGGACACGGUAGAAGGUGUCACUUUCCAGUUUGCUGCCUUCCAGAGGCCGCAUAUGUCCAACGUCCUCGAGAUCCUUGAACUUUCGGAUCUUCUAUUCUACUACUAG